GUUAGUUUUGGUCACAAUUAAUUUUAAUAUCGACGGUUUGAUAAAGUAGCAAAUUUCUAUUGGUUGACGUUGCUGUCACGUCGUCUCAAAAUGGUGAUUUGAAGUGAAAUUUUUGAUUUAUGUUCAUCCUUUUGCAACGAAUUGUUGAAACAUAUGAGCGCAACGCUCAAGAGGAUGCACCAAGAGAAAGUUUUCACAAAUCCCAUAAUUGUGUUUCACCUGUCAUCGUCACUUUUCCACUAGUGUGUCCCUCAUCACCAGCAUGGCCUUGAAGACUGAAAAUAAAAAAUUCGAAUUCGUCGCGAAAAAUCUCCUCGCUGGGGGGAUCGCCGGCAUGGUGUCGAAAACCACGGUCGCCCCCUUGGACCGCAUCAAAAUCCUGCUCCAGGCGCAUAACAAGCACCAUGAAUGUCACGGGGUUUUUUCGGGGCUGCGCCACAUUAUCAAGACUGAAUCACCGUGGGCGAUGUAUAAGGGAAAUGGGGCACAAAUGCUGAGGAUUUUUCCGUAUGCUGCGACGCAAUUUACGUCGUUUGAAAUUUACAAGAGAUAUUUGGAUGGGGUUUUUGGGAGUACGUCCCAUAUUGAUAAGUUUAUAGCGGGAGCAGGGGCAGGAUUAACGGCCGUCACCUUGACCUAUCCGUUGGACACGAUCCGAGCGCGAUUGGCUUUCCAGAUUAGUGGCGAGCACGUAUACACCGGCAUCGCCCACGCCGCCACCACCAUCUUCAAAGAAGAAGGUGGUACUCGUGCCCUGUACCGUGGCUUCGUCCCCACCCUCAUGGGCAUGGUCCCCUACGCAGGUCUCUCCUUCUACUGCUUCGAAUACCUGAAGUACGGUUGCAUGAAAUACCUGCCAAAGCUCACGUGCAACCCAUGCGAGAAAAACACCGGAGGUUUGGUCUUGGCCAUGCCAGCGAAACUGAUCUGUGGGGGGCUAGCAGGGGCGGUGGCCCAAAGUGUCAGUUACCCCCUGGAUGUGACCAGGAGGCGCAUGCAACUGGCCCUUAUGAACCCCCAUACGGAGAAAUUCGCAAAGGGGAUGCUCAACACUUUGCGAUUGAUUUACAACGAGAAUGGGGUUUUGAAGGGGUGGUACAGAGGGAUGUCGAUUAAUUAUUUGCGGGCUAUUCCGAUGGUGGCGGUCUCGUUCACGACGUACGAGACGUGUAAGCAGGUUUUGAAUCUGGAUACGGGGUUGCAAGUCAAGUAGCGACAAUCUAGUUUAAAUAUCUCUCUAUUUUACUAAACGAUUUUGAUAUUGUACGACACAUUCCGACAAUUGUUAUUAAUGAUUAUUUAUUAUUUUAGCGGUUAUGAUGCGAGAAAGUUUAGAUAAUACGUACUAAAAUAUUUAUUUAGAUUACAAUUUUAAAGCAGCUUUACUGAAUUAUUGUUGUUAUUGUUUGAAGUUACCACAGUACAAACUGAAAAUUAUUUAUUCCUGAAAAUAAAGACAUACAUGCAA
Messenger RNA from Tribolium castaneum (red flour beetle), 1468 nucleotides. RefSeq names its product solute carrier family 25 member 16. Gene Ontology annotation, cellular component: mitochondrial inner membrane. Gene Ontology annotation, biological process: mitochondrial coenzyme A transmembrane transport. The transcript is spliced from 4 exons. Lineage: Eukaryota; Metazoa; Arthropoda; Insecta; Coleoptera; Tenebrionidae. The coding region runs from base 263 to 1213 and encodes 316 amino acids. The record is from RefSeq and is a predicted model, not a curated record. Gene Ontology annotation, molecular function: coenzyme A transmembrane transporter activity.